CAAUCUCGAGCCCGCAGUCGCAGCCGCCCCCGCAGCCGCCAGCGACCAAGAGCGGCGGCGACCGGUCGGCGGGCGACUCGGCUCCCCUGAUUCCCUCCGGUAUGGACGGCCAGGCUCCACACCCCAUCGCCGUCGCACCCGAAUCCCUGCCGCACCCACCUCCGACUCUGGAGACGGAGGCGGAGGAUGACCCCGUCGUCGUCCCCGACACCUCCGAUGCCGCUUCUUCGGAGCCCUCCAAGGUCGGCGCCCUUUCGACGUCGCCUCUUAUUAAGGCGGAGGACGACCCAGUCGUCGUCCCCGACUCCGUCGAACCCGCUUCUUCGGUGGCCUCCGUGGUUAGCGCAGGUGGUGUAGUGCCACUGCCGCCGCCGUCGCGGCCUCUUGAGGCGGAGGAGGAUCCCCUCAUCGUCCCCGACACUUCCGAGGCCCUUCCUUUGGAGGCCCCCAAUGUUGGCACAGGUAGCGUGGUGCCCCUGUUGCCAUCGCCACCUCUUGAGGCGGAAGACGACCCCCUCAUCGUCCCCGUCAUUGAUGCCUCUUCGGAGGCCUCCGACGUGGUUGCCUCUGGUGUCGUGCUUACGGACGAGCUCCGUGACAAGAUAGUUAAACAGGUGGAGUACUACUUCAGCGAUGAGAAUCUUCCCACAGAUGAGUUUAUGUUGAAAUUUGUGAUGAAGAACAAGGAGGGCCUUGGUAAUGUUCCGCUUGGAGUUAUUGCAUCAUUCAGAAAAAUGAAGAAACUUGUUCAGGACCACUCUACAAUUGAAGCUGCCCUUAGGACAUCAUCCAAGCUGGUUGUGAGCUCUAAUGGGAAAAGAGUCAGAAGGUUACAUCCCUUACCAUGCAAUGAAUUGAAAGACGUGAAGAAAAGGACUGUUGUGGUGGAAAAUCUACCUCUGGAUUUCUCCCUGGAGAGUAUACAGGAGAAAUUUGGAUCAGUUGGCAAAAUUAUGAAGAUAGCCAUCCAUGAUCCACAUGCAGUUGGAGAAUCUGCAGCAUCGAAGAAGCCUGACAUCAUGUUGAGUAAUAAGGUACAUGCCAUUGUUGAGUAUGAAGCAGUGGAGGCAGCUGAGAAGGCUGUGGCCACCUUAAACGAUGAGAGGAACUGGAGAACUGGGAUGAGAGUCAUACUUCUGGCUAAACGAAGUGUAGUGGGAUCAGGAAAGAAUAUCCAGUCUUCUAAAGAAAAUCAUGGAACAUGUUUGAGAAAGAACAACGAGGGCCAGUUUUCAAAAGAAGUACAGCAGUCGGUAUCAGAAAAAAAUGGUGGUGCUGAUUCAGGAGAGGUUGCUUCAGAUAAGGAGAAUGUGAACUCUGAUGUUAACCAUGAGGAGGUGCGCCAACACCAAAGGGCAAAUGCUAGCGGUGGUCGAAAAGGCAGAUACAGAAGCCAAGGAAAAGGCCUGAGUGGACAAGGGCACGGCUCAUCCCCUACUAUUCCUGGUUCUGACUCUGCAAACAAGCCUAUUUCUGGACCGAGAAUGCCGGAUGGAACAAGGGGCUUUACAAUGGGGCGUGGUAGAUCGCUUCCACUUCCGAAAGCGGAGAAGGCCCAGAAGACCGAGGAAUAGAACUUUAUACAAAUGGGUAGUGCUUUUUCAUGCCACUUUAUAAAGACGCUAUUUAUGUCGAUCUGAUUGUGCAUAUUUGAAUCGCAAAAAGGAGAAGAAGUGAGGAAGUUAUUAAAAGGGACUUUGCGCUCUGGUGCUGUAUUGUUGCUGCUGAUUGGAUAAGUGUUGCGCGAACAAUAAUGAAUGGAGAUCGAGAUCACAUCCUGCAGCUUGGUCGGUCUUCAAUUUGGGCCAAUUCUGCUGCCUGGUCCUGCUCUAAGGGCCUACCACGUUGGGAGCCUGCUGUGUCGCUCUGCCUCGGCGUUCUUGUGCGUUGUGUCGAUUCCAGUCUUACAAGUCAAGCAGGGGCCAGUAGUUUGUCUCAAAAAAAAAAAAGCAGGGGCCAGUAGUCACACUACGUUUUUAUUUUUGCAAUUAGUCACACAACGGUUGAUAUUUGUAUUUGCUGCUGUUCUACCUUUCUGUACGGCUUAAAAAAAGGAAUCUUCCGAGUUU
Messenger RNA from Triticum aestivum (bread wheat), 2069 nucleotides. RefSeq names its product la-related protein 6A. NCBI's taxonomy places the organism in Eukaryota, Viridiplantae, Streptophyta, Magnoliopsida, Poales, Poaceae. Gene Ontology annotation, cellular component: ribonucleoprotein complex; nucleus. Bases 102 to 1574 code for a protein of 490 amino acids. Gene Ontology annotation, molecular function: mRNA binding. Gene Ontology annotation, biological process: RNA processing. The transcript is spliced from 11 exons. The record is from RefSeq and is a predicted model, not a curated record.